This is a messenger RNA of Morone saxatilis (striped sea-bass), 814 nucleotides long. RefSeq names its product transmembrane p24 trafficking protein 6 (gene tmed6). Gene Ontology annotation, biological process: Golgi organization; intracellular protein transport; endoplasmic reticulum to Golgi vesicle-mediated transport. Gene Ontology annotation, cellular component: endoplasmic reticulum; Golgi apparatus; endoplasmic reticulum-Golgi intermediate compartment. The record is from RefSeq and is a predicted model, not a curated record. Lineage: Eukaryota; Metazoa; Chordata; Actinopteri; Moronidae.
AUGGAACAACUGGAGCAGAAGACCAUCAGAGUCACGUGCGUUCUGGGCCAGGAAGUUCUUAACCCUUUCCAUUCAAUGAGGCGGGGAUGCAGGUUAUUUAGGGGAUCAGAAAAAUAUGGACUUUGCCCGUUGUUUCCUUCUGCCGGGAUGGAGUGUUUCGGCCACCUUUGCCACCAGAGUGGAAGGUUCUACCUGUUUCCACAGGUGCAGUGGGUAACAGGGAUGGCCAAUGAUCACCGGCUUUUUGUGACAGUCAACUCACCACAGGGCAUUCUCAUUGUGUCCAAGAACAAGGCUGUCGGUCAAAUUAACUUUCAGACUGAGGUGACAGGUUUUUACCGGAUUUGCCUUGGGAACCACAACAACCAGUUCGGAGGCAUCAGGGUCUUUCUGAACUUUGGCGUCAUCUACGAAGGUUUUGAGAAGUCAAAGAAAGAAAUGGAGGAGGGAGAGAAAGUCCUCAACAGCACUUUGGCCGGUAUUGAGGUGAGUGUUCAGAAGCUGCAGAUUCAGAUCUUCCACAUGUGGCGUCAUUACAACUUCGCCCGCAUGACGAAAGGGAAGGAUCACUACCUCCUCCUGUCCAACCUCAACUACGUCACCUGGUGGUCGGCGACCCAAAGCUUUGUCAUCCUCCUGUCCGGAUACCUGCAGCUUCUUGUCCUCAAAAGGCUCUUCCACACAGACCCCAGCAGGCCGCGAUGCUGAGAGCAGAACAUCCACACGUCUAGAUCGCUGCUGUGACCACAUUUCUACUUCUCUUAACAUAUUUUUUAUUAAUACAUCUUUGGAAAAGAUAGUGAUCUUGCACUGG